Seminavis robusta is the source of this 264-nucleotide messenger RNA. The record is from the annotation of a GenBank genome assembly. NCBI's taxonomy places the organism in Eukaryota, Bacillariophyta, Bacillariophyceae, Naviculales, Naviculaceae.
AUGGCCAAGAAUAGUUGCAGCAAUGCAAAUCGCAAGGCCAUGAUCCUUGGCUUUCUGCUCGGCGCCAGCUACCAUCUGUUAUCCUUUGGUGCGGUCAUGGCGGCGGCUCAAAUGGAGACGAAUUGGGGUGUGGUUCAAAAGAUUGAGAGAGUCAAGUCAAGCAAGUUCGUCCAGCCUUUCGGUGGAAUGGACAGUGCUGAUUGGCUUCAUCAUGGCCAAUGUUGCCCUGGGAACAGUCCAGGCCAUCCUCUUCUCGGAGUAUAG